Messenger RNA from Impatiens glandulifera, 1548 nucleotides. Its product is annotated as serine/threonine-protein kinase SRK2E. Gene Ontology annotation, cellular component: nucleus. Gene Ontology annotation, biological process: protein phosphorylation; intracellular signal transduction. The transcript is spliced from 9 exons. NCBI's taxonomy places the organism in Eukaryota, Viridiplantae, Streptophyta, Magnoliopsida, Ericales, Balsaminaceae. Bases 444 to 1541 code for a protein of 365 amino acids. The record is from RefSeq and is a predicted model, not a curated record. Gene Ontology annotation, molecular function: protein serine/threonine kinase activity; ATP binding.
AGAGAAGCGGGAAAGAGAGAAGGACAAAAGGAUAGAACUGGCAGUGGCAGGUGAGAGAAAAGUAGCAAUUUCACGAGCCUAUCUAAUCUCUAAGCAUCAGCCAGCAGCAGUAGCAGUUUCAUGGAAUCAUGGCGAUGAUAUGAUCGUCAUCAUCGAACCGUCCUCUUAAAAGAUAAAGAAAUGAUCUACUGCUGACUGCUGGCAAAAGGUAAGUAAAAGAUUCACGGAUUUGAUCGAGCUAGUCAUCUUCCUCUUCCGUCUCUAUCUAUCCAACCUAACAACUGAACAACUCUAUAUCUCUCUCUCUCUUCUUUAAUCAUGUGGUCCUUCUAUCGCCACGUCCUGCCGUCCUGAAUUACUGCCAGUUCGAUUCAUCUCUCGGCCGGCGACUUUACUCCUUUUAGCAUUAUAAUGUGAUUUUCUCUUCUUUUUAAACUGUUUGAAUGGAUCGAGUUGCUAUGACGGUUGGCUUAGGGAUGGAUAUUCCGAUUAUGCAUGAUAGCGAUCGUUACGAACUUGUUAGAGAUAUUGGCGCUGGAAACUUUGGUGUCGCUAGGUUGAUGACUGAUAAACAUACCGGUGAACUCGUCGCCGUUAAGUAUAUCGAGAGAGGCGAGAAGAUAGAUGAGAACGUGCAGAGAGAAAUCAUCAACCAUAGAUCUCUUAGGCAUCCAAAUAUUGUGAGAUUCAAAGAGGUCAUAUUAACACCUACACAUUUGGCGAUUGUAAUGGAAUAUGCAUCUGGAGGAGAGUUAUUUGAGAGAAUAUGUAAUGCAGGACGUUUCAGCGAGGAUGAGGCACGUUUCUUCUUCCAACAAUUGAUAUCAGGAGUCAGUUACUGUCAUUCAAUGCAAGUAUGCCACCGUGAUUUGAAAUUGGAGAACACAUUAUUGGAUGGAAGUACUGCUCCACGACUUAAGAUCUGCGAUUUUGGAUAUUCCAAGAAUUCUGUAUUACAUUCUCAACCAAAGUCGACUGUUGGAACACCUGCAUAUAUAGCUCCUGAAGUUUUACUCAAGAAGGAAUAUGAUGGGAAGAUGGCAGAUGUGUGGUCGUGUGGAGUAACCUUGUAUGUGAUGUUGGUGGGUGCAUAUCCGUUUGAGGAUCCAGAGGAACCUAAGAAUUUUCGGAAGACAAUACAGCGAAUUUUGAAUGUUCAAUACUCCAUUCCAGAUUAUGUGCACAUAUCCCCUGAAUGCCGACAUCUUAUCUCAAGGAUCUUUGUAGCUGAUCCCUCUAAGAGGAUUACUAUUCCAGAGAUAAAAAACCAUGAAUGGUUUCAAAAGAAUCUCCCAUCGGAGCUGAUAGAUGAGAGAAACAAUUUGAAUAACGAAUUUGACGAGUCGGAUCAACCGACACAAAGCGAGGAGGAAAUUAUGCAAAUAAUUAACGAGGCAACAAUACCUGCAGCAGGAACACAGAGGUCGAAUCAGUAUUUAACAACCGGCAGUCUGGAUAUUGACGAUGAAAUGGACGAAGAUCUCGAUACAGAUCCCGAGCUCGAUCUGGAUAGCAGUGGUGAGAUCGUCUACGCAAUGUGAAGAAAAG